Messenger RNA from Cajanus cajan (pigeon pea), 727 nucleotides. It is a transcript of the gene ATDAD1, whose product is annotated as Defender against death (DAD family) protein. NCBI's taxonomy places the organism in Eukaryota, Viridiplantae, Streptophyta, Magnoliopsida, Fabales, Fabaceae. Gene Ontology annotation, cellular component: oligosaccharyltransferase complex; membrane. The record is from RefSeq and is a predicted model, not a curated record. Gene Ontology annotation, biological process: protein N-linked glycosylation.
GUAGGACAAUUGGAGUUUGGUGCGUUGAAUUUGGAGAAGACCAGAGUGAAGGUAGAAGAGAAGAGAGGGUUUGUGUUUUCGUAAAAUCUCGAAGAUCUGAGAGAAUGGCUCGGUCUAGCAGCAAGGACGCUCAAGACCUUUUCCGUGCUCUUUGGUCUGCUUAUGCUGCAACGCCUACUAAUCUCAAGAUCAUCGAUCUCUAUGUCCUCUUCGCUGUCUUCACCGCCCUCAUUCAGGUAGUUUACAUGGCUUUGGUGGGAUCGUUUCCAUUUAACUCUUUCCUAUCAGGAGUACUUUCUUGUGUAGGAACUGCUGUUCUGGCUGUUUGUCUCCGGAUCCAAGUGAAUAAAGAGAAUAAGGAAUUCAAGGAUCUUGCACCUGAACGCGCUUUUGCAGAUUUUGUUCUCUGCAAUUUGGUGCUUCAUUUGGUGAUCAUGAAUUUCCUUGGUUAAAUUGGGUUUGUGUGGCUGUUGUUUCUGAUUGAACCCUUGGAUAAAAAAAAUGAAUAGUAUACCUAGAGAUUUUGCCAUUUAUGUUGAUUCCCCAUUCCCCCUCACCAUUUUUGUAUCUCUGUUUUGAACGUAGAGAUUUUGCCAUCUUUUGAAGUUCAAACUACUUUUGAAUGGUGACUACAGAAGGUGUCCACAUGGAUAUCUAAAUCUUAAAGAUGCCAAGUUGUAGUCACAAGAAAUUUGUAAUUUUUUCGGUGAGAUUAAAUUUUCGGACA